AUGGCGGAGCGGACGCGUGGAAAUCAUGGAUUUAGCGGCCGCGGCGGCGGACGUGGCGGUGGACGUGGCGGCGCGCGCGGCACGGCCCCCCAGGAAAAAAGCAAAAAAGAAGCGAUCCUGAACUUGGAAAAAUAUGUCGACGCGCAAGUCCGCGUCAAGUUUGCCGGGGGGCGUGAGGUUAUUGGGGUCUUGAAGGGGUACGACCAGCUCAUGAACCUCGUGAUGGACGAGGUGGAGGAGACGCUCUUUGACGAGUCUGGCAAUGCCACCACGCGGCGUCCGCUGGGCCUCGCGGUGCUGCGCGGGACCGCACUGAUCCUCAUCAGUCCUAUGGAUGGGAUGGAUAUGAUUGAAAAGUACGCUGCGGCACCAUACUAA
Messenger RNA from Malassezia vespertilionis, 378 nucleotides. It is a transcript of the gene lsm7, whose product is annotated as U6 snRNP-associated protein Lsm7. Bases 1 to 378 code for a protein of 125 amino acids. Gene Ontology annotation, biological process: mRNA splicing, via spliceosome; nuclear-transcribed mRNA catabolic process. The record is from RefSeq and is a predicted model, not a curated record. Gene Ontology annotation, molecular function: RNA binding. NCBI's taxonomy places the organism in Eukaryota, Fungi, Basidiomycota, Malasseziomycetes, Malasseziales, Malasseziaceae. Gene Ontology annotation, cellular component: catalytic step 2 spliceosome; U6 snRNP; Lsm1-7-Pat1 complex. The transcript has 3 exons.